AUGGUGGGACUGCGAAACUGCUCUACAUGGGAACCAUUGCUACUCAAGGCGUCCUCCAUCAAGUCCUGUGCCAAUGGCUGCUCCUUGGGCAUUACCGCACAGCUUACCUAUGCCAAUGCUGACAUAGAGUCUGUAGAAGGUGUGUUUGUGUACCCUCUCGGGGAAAAGGAAGUUGUGGUGGGCUUUGAGGCUGUGAUUGCGGGCCGCUUGGUUGGGGUCCAGAUUCAGAGCCGAGGGAAAUUGAAGGACUGCUGUUUGGAUUGCUGCCCUGGAUCUGGUCUUGAAGGCCAAUGUGGGAAUGGCCGUGAGUGGGGCUGUUGUGGGAGCUCCAGCCUCGACAUACAAUGCACCAACGGACAUCUCAUCCUGGACGAAGACCUUGAAAGAACCACUUUCAUCAUUGGCACAGGCGUCAUUGGUCCCAUGGAUAUAGUGUCUGUUGUCAUAAGCACCACACUAGAACUCCCCACAUUAGAAAAUGGAGCAAUCCGCAUCGUCUACCCCUCAUUGCUUACUCCAAUCGUCACUGGUCAGAUGACUUCAAGCAAGAGUGAAAACGGGGGGAAAUCUGAAGAAAAUGGACCGACCAGCUGUUUCGGUGCCACCUCAGGAAAACAAGACCGGGCCCUAGACUCUGAGCAGCAGUGUGCCCAUGCCAUCUUCACCAGUCCAGCUGCCAACCUGGCACCUUAUGAACUCAACUUCCAGCUGCUGGUCAGGGGGGCCUGUCUACUGGCUGGCCUGGAGAGCCCCACUCACGCCCUGAGGGCAGAUGCAGACCCCAGUGCCCAAAGUGCCUCUGCUACCUAUAUCACCUUGGCACAGGAGCAUCCAUAUGACAGACACAUAGAGAUCGUUCUGCACCUCAGUGAACCUCACACCCCACUGGUCAUAUUAGAGAGAGGCAGGCUCUCUUUCAGCCAGUAUGAACAGCAGAUAUGUUCCCGCCGUGAUUUCAUUCGCUGCACUCGUAAAGAUUCAGAACCUGAGAGAAAGCUGGAGUUUGUGAGGAAGCGAUACCACAAGGACAUUCUGAACAGCCCUGUCUUGAUGCUCAACUUCUGUCCUGACUUGCUGUGUGAACCUCUGGAGCUGCACAAAGCAACCAGAGAACUGCUGUUCCUUGUGGAUCGCAGUGGCAGCAUGAGUGGCACCAACAUUCAGCGUGUAAAGGAAGCCAUGGUGGUGGCACUGAAGAGUCUCCCUUCCGGCACUAUGGUCAACAUUGUGGGCUUCGGCACCACCAUCAAGCCUCUGUUCACCUCAAGCAAGCUCUGCACUGAUGUUACUCUAAUGCAGGCGUACGAGUACAUCCAGAGGAUGAGAGCUGACAUGCGAGGCACCAACCUGCUGGGGGCGCUGUCAUGGGUGUACCAACAGCCCAUGCAGCGGUCAUAUCCUCGCCAGGUCUUCAUUAUCACAGAUGGAUCCAUCAGCAAUGUGGCUAAAGUGCUGGAGCUGGUCCGCAGAAACACAUGCGCUGGCAGAUGCUUUGGCCUGGGCCUUGGUCCCCGAGCCUGCAGGAGACUCUUGCAGGGCGUUGCCAAACUGACAGGAGGGACUACACAGUUCUUAGAUGAUGAGGAGAGACUCCAGCCCAAGUUAAUCAAGUCUCUGAAAAAGGCCUUUGAGCCCGUGCUGACUGAUGUACGGAUUGACUGGUACCUGCCAGAAAACAUGGAGGCUUUUCUUUCACCCAAUGAAAUCCCUCCACUCUAUCCUGGGAAUCGUCUAAUUGGAUAUUGCACCCUAUACGAUAUGACGAAUUUCAAAGCAAAAAAGACAGAGUCUCAAGGACGGGGCUACAAAGGUGUACAUCGUGGCUCCACAGGUUCAGUUUUUGGCCACUCAAAUGAUGAGCUUUCACCUCCUCCUGCCUCUGAGUUAAUGCCUGUGGUGACAUGUGCAGAUGGCACCGACUUGGAAGAGGCACUGAAAGAGAUUUCCAGAGAAAUCUCCUCUGAGUUCUCCUGUGCCAGAGACACAGACCCUGGCACCAGCCCAGGUGUGGAGAUAGACUGGUCCAGUGACGUGAGGAGGAGGAUCCAGGAGAGCUCAUAUAUCCAGGAGCAGUACGUCCUUACUCGCUGCUCCCUCAGCAGUGAGCGGAGUCUACAAACACAGUCUCACUCACACAUACAUGCCUCGUCCAACUCUGAUUCUGCAGGUGGGGUCUUUCUGCCUGACCCUCACUCCUCUGGUUCAGUGCUGGAUACAGGGUCUCUACCCCAAGGUCUUGAAAAGAUGCCCCCUCCAGAACAGAGAUCAUCCCUGUCUCGCUGGGCAGACCCUGCAUGGCAACAAAACCUCUCAGUGGAGACCCCUGACAACGGGGCAGAAAAGAGUGUGCGUCUGGAUGGAGGUGAAGAGUGUCGUAGGAGACAUAAAGCUCUGGCCCGUUCAACCAUGGCAGCCCGGAGUUUCUCAUCCCCUCAGGGCGAACUGGAGAUGCAUCGCCUGAGGAGAGCUCUAGAGAGGGUCUCCUUUGACCAAACGCUGGGAGGGAGGCUGGACGAAAGCGAUGGGGAGACAAAGCCCCCAUCAGGAGGGACUCUGUCCCACAGGAGCCUCACUGACUCCAAUGGACUCUUGUUCCCCGCAUCUCCUCUGGACUGGGACAGCUUCACAGACCCAGAGUACCUCUUCACUGCUGUUCCACCAGAGGAUCCCCCACCGGGCCAGUGCCGCUCGCUCAUUCAUGGCCUGUUGAGCGGCAGACCUGUGUCCUGGGAGGUCACUGUGGACCUGGGGCACCUCUGGACCCCUGAGGGCCAGGAGAUACCAGGAGUUGAGGGAUGUGGAGGAAGAGGAGGAGGAGGAGAAGAAGGAAGAGGAGGGGAACCAUGGGAGGAGAUCAUUCAUCAACUAACUGCUCGCUCUGUUAUAAGGGACUUUGAGAAACUGGCAGAGAAGGAGAGUGACAUUGGACAUGGGAUGCAUUUGAAGAACAGGCGGAGUUCCCAGUCAGACAGUCGCAGGCAGCGGGCUUAUUCUGUCGGUUUGGGCAGACGGCGCACCAGUAGAGACAGUGAAGAGAUGGAGGACACCUUUAACUCUACAGACAGAGAUGACACUCCUGCCUCACCCUGUAGCCUUACAUCCUGGGACUCUAGUGUAGGGGGCAGUGCGUACUCUGCUACAGCCCCAGCAAUAACAGCCGCCUCGUGCACUCGUUCACAGCGAUCUAUUGAGAGCAAAUCAAUGGAGAGCUUCUUUGGCACCAGAUUUCCACUGGGGAGACUCAGGUCCUCUAUUUCAUCUGGAAAGCAGGUUCCUCUCAAAUCCCACUGUCUGUCUGCAGAGACCGAGAAACAACCUGAAACUGAAGCUCCAGACUACCUGCCCCUGGUGCGUCUGCAGCUGGCAUCAGGAGCUUUUCUUCUGACAGAGGUCUACUCUGACUGUGUCCAGAUCCCUUUGGACCGCCUGAAGAGGGCUUCACCCUACAGCCUCCACCGCCGCAGCCUCAGCCCACCCUUCCGCUGCAUAUCUCCCAGUGCUCCAUCUUUAUCCACCUCUACUAAGCUUCGCCGAAGACAUCUGCCCGACCGAGAUCCAGUCACCUCUCCCCCUGACCUUCCCAGCUCUGAGGAGGGCUCCCUGGAGCUAUCUGUUGGCCCCUCUCCGAGCCAGAGCCACGGCCAGGCAGAUAGCGGUCGUGGAUCAGAAACGGAUGUAUGUGAAGGCUCUUCAGGAGAGCCAGCUGACCUCCAGGGGAGCAGCAAGUUGGCUCAAGAGGACCUAGAGGGCUCGAGCUGGGCCACAGCUGUGGCUCUAGCCUGGCUUGAGCACCGUUGUGCCGGCUACUUCAUGGAGUGGGAGCUGGUGGCAGCAAAAGCAGACUUCUGGCUGCGCUGUCAGGAGCUGCCUGAGGGAGUGGACCUGGCAGGGCUAAAGGGAGCCGCCAGGCAGCUGUUCCUGCUGCUGCGCCACUGGGAUGAGAACAUCAAACUAAACAUGCUGUGUUAUAACCCCAAUAAUAUGUGA
Morone saxatilis (striped sea-bass) is the source of this 3987-nucleotide messenger RNA. RefSeq names its product von Willebrand factor A domain containing 5B2 (gene vwa5b2). The transcript has 21 exons. The record is from RefSeq and is a predicted model, not a curated record. The coding region runs from base 1 to 3987 and encodes 1328 amino acids. NCBI's taxonomy places the organism in Eukaryota, Metazoa, Chordata, Actinopteri, Moronidae.